Molecule: messenger RNA, 3631 nt
Organism: Salvelinus fontinalis (brook trout)
Lineage: Eukaryota; Metazoa; Chordata; Actinopteri; Salmoniformes; Salmonidae
Gene: cirsr
Product: corepressor interacting with RBPJ, CIR1
Exons: 10
Coding region: 287-1669 (460 amino acids)
Biological process (GO): negative regulation of DNA-templated transcription
Cellular component (GO): nucleus
Molecular function (GO): transcription corepressor activity
Source: RefSeq, a predicted model, not a curated record
ACAGCCACAAAUUGGUUUUUAUCGUAAAAAAUUUAUGAAAACAAAAAUUUGCUUUUUGGUGUUCAUUUAUGGUUAGGCAUAAGAUCAACAGGGUGGUUAAUAUUAGGGUUAACGUUAAGUUUAAAUCACAUUUUAAGAAGAAUAAAUUCUACAAAUAUGCGGUGUUUAUCUCUUUUUUUGGCUGUGGUAACUAGUAACGACAGUUUUGUUUUUGUCAGAACGAGUUUGACAACAUUUCGCAUUUAAUCCCCUAGCUAGCUAGCUAGCUAACUAAUAUUCUUCAAUCAUGGGGAAGUCUUUUGCUAAUUUUAUGUGCAAGAAAGAUUUUCACCCUGCAUCUAAGUCAAAUAUAAAAAAGGUAUGGAUAGCAGAGCAGAAAUUAACAUUCGAGAAGAAGAAGCAGGAGGACCUCAUGAAUUCUUACCUAAAAGAACAAGACACCUACAACAACAGACUGUUGAUGGGGGAUGAUCGUGUGAAAAAUGGUCUCAACUUCAUGUAUGAAGCUCCACCUGGGGCAGACAAAGAAGAGACCAAAGAGGAAGGUGAAUCAGAAUACAAGUUUGAGUGGCAAAAGACGGCCCCUCGAGAGAAGUAUGCCAAGGAUGACAUGGCUAUUAGGGAUCAACCAUUUGGAAUUCAGGUUCGCAACGUGAGAUGCAUCAAGUGUCACAAAUGGGGCCAUGUGAAUACAGACAGAGAGUGCCCUCUCUUCGGCCUGUCUGGGAUCAAUGCCAGCGCUGCACCCACAGAGGAAGCAGGUCCGUCAAUGCACCCCUCUGAGUUAAUGGCGGAGAUGCGGAACAGUGGAUUUGCCCUGAAGAAAUGUGUCCUUGGGAGAAAUUCUACUGUUUGUGAUCCAUCGCAGGAGUAUGUCGCCAGUGAAGAAGAGGAGGAUCCUGAGGUUGAAUUCCUGAAGUCGUUGACUACUAAACAGAAAGAGAAGCUCCUCAGGAAACUGGAUCGUCUAGAAAAGAAGGAGAAGAAGAAAGACAAGAAGGGCAAAAAGCAGAAGAAGAAGAGAAAAGGAAAGCAGAAGAAGCAUGAUAGUGAUAGCUCCAGUGACAGUAGCAGCAGCAGUGAUGGUGACAGUGACUCAGACUCUGACAGCAACUCUAAGAGCCAGAAGAAAAAGAAGAAAAAGGACAAGAGAAAGGACUCCUGUUGUGAUAACACGAAGAGUGAGGGACUAGUCAACAGUAAGACUAAGGCCGCUUCUCACAGGAGCAGGUCACGGAGCCCAACCUCCAGACAGAAACGGCACAAAGACGAUACCAGAGAGAAGAAACAAACGAGGGCUGAGCCAGGCAGGAGCGAGGGCCGAAAGCACAGUCCAGAGAGAAAGAUGAGGGUGGAAGAACGUCAGGAGAGACACAGACACGACAGCAGGGAGAGGCAGAUAACCAGCAGCAGCUCCCAGCCUGGCCCAGAAAGAAGCAGGAGCAGUGAGAGAGACAGGGAGAGAGGUAAAGACAAGGUUCAACGUAAGGAUGAGGGGAAAAGUAGACGAGAGAGGAAUAGGAGCAGAGAUGGAGCGGAGGGUAAAGCAGCAAAAGAGGGGAGUAGAAGCCACGAGAGAGAGAGGGGAGGAGCAGGGAGGAGCAGGAGUACGGGCAGAGGGAGGGAGAAAAGAGACAGAAGCCGAGAUAGAGCUGAGAGAAAGCGCUAAACUGUGAGAGUAGACAAUCUUACAAAGUGGAACAGUAAUGGCAUACCUGUUUAUUUUGCUGGCCUAAACAAAGUUAAUAUUUUUUUGACACGAACGUGUAAUGUUUUAUGAUGCUACUGUAAAAUGUAUUUUUUUUCUUCUUUUAUUAAACAUUAAACAACACAUAGAAAUCAAAGUUUUAGUAGCCUGCACAGUAUUGGUCAUGUUUUGAUGUUACCUGCUAUUUGACUGCUACAGCAUCAUGAGAGCGCAGGCCCUCAAAUGUUAUUAUUUUUCUCCACUAGAGGGCAGCAGUAGAUGUAAAAUAACUUGAACCACAGAAAUAUUUGUUGUCAUGGUUGUCAUUUUAUUCCCGAUAACUCUUCAAAAUACUAAAAGAAUAUUAUAGCAAAUCGAAAUGAAAAUAUUUUGGUUUGGUGAAAGUGUAAUAACCCACUGGGCAAUUAUUAUAAUUUUUUAAACCAAUGUUGUUUCCCCACGUCAUUUAAACAACAAAUUGUGUGACGUUGAACCAACGUGGAAAACUGAUUGUCAAAGUAAUGGAAUUGGGGGGGGGGGGGGGGUUCACCCAACUUUUACCCUAAAUCAAAUGGCAUGGUGAAUUGUUUUGUAUAUAUCACGUUAGUUGACAACUCAACCAAAAGUAAAUCAGAACUAGACAUUACUGAACAAAAGUGAAAUGAUGUCUGUGCCCAGUGGGAAACGGUUCUGUUCCCACAUGCUUGUAACCGUGUUUCAUCACAUUUGUUACAAGUCUAGCCUGAUCAUGUAGACUUGUUUCACAAUGGUAUUUUGCAACAAGUGCCCUAAACAGGAGCAUGGUUGACUAAUGACACUCCAUCUCUGAGUGAUCAGUAGCCUAUGCGAUCCAUAUGAGUGUGCUGCAUACGUGAUUAGUGUGUAGACCUCAAGUUUGUUUCAAAUGUUUAACACUGAAGACCCAAUUCUGAAUUGAAGUCAAUUCAUGUAAUUUUACUUUUAGUGUACAACUCAAUGCAUGUUUUACGCAACACUGCGUGCCUAUUGGCCUUUAGAUAUUACUUGUAAACUACCUGCAUGACAAGAUCACCAUGAUGGACAAAACUGAAGAAAGCAUGAGGUCAUUGGGGUUCAUUUGACAUAAGGAAAAGUGUAACCUACGAGUCCGUAUUUGUUUGGGAGCCAUAUAUUUUUGGAAAAGCCAUAGCAAUUGGCUUAGAUGGAUAACUAAUGUCCAUAUGAUAUGCUUUGACGUUUUGUUUCAGUCGCUUCAGAUUUGUAUAUUCUGUAUAGGCAAUUUAACUCCAAUAAGGCAGGGAGAUGUGUGCAUCUAUAAGCUUGUACUUUAAAUGCUUUAGGCUAUCCAAUUGGUUUGAUGAAUUGUAAUUUUGUCAUCACAAGAAAAAUAUUUUUGCCAUCUUCCAUUGUGAGAUGAUGGACAUUGUUUUACCCUGGGGAGGAGAAUGGCGUGAGCCCUUUAGCAGCGAAAUGUGUCCCGUGACGUCGCACUGGUUCUCUCCUUUGAUCUCUCUCUUUUAUUGUGGCUUGAAAACAAAGAUGACUUCUGCCUAAUGCUCAGUGAGAGGGCAUUCCAGGGAAAGCCAUAAAGCGAUAACUGACAGCACUUACUGUCCGCAACACCAGGCGUCUCUCUCCCAAAAGCAUUUGGACGCACUUAUCGUUUUGAUUUUAACCACCUAUUGUAGCCAUAUAAUUGCAAAUUAUGUUAAUGAUUUACAGCAUAAUACAAAAUGUUUUAGGAGAAUUAAUUUACAGAAGAAGAAAAAAUAACAUCAGAAAGUCACUGCAAAUAAACAGCUAAUGUAUCAUUUAAAAAAUAAGCACAAUUGCAACUGCAGGUUGCAUCGAUGUAUUAUUUGUUAGUCUAUAUUAUAGUAGCCUGAUUUUGAAUAGGCCUAUUUUAUUUGAAAUCAUGCCUGCACAUUUAAAAGGUCACAUUGAUAUUAAAUGCUAAAUAUAUGA